Messenger RNA from Nicotiana tabacum (common tobacco), 507 nucleotides. The record is from RefSeq and is a predicted model, not a curated record. Lineage: Eukaryota; Viridiplantae; Streptophyta; Magnoliopsida; Solanales; Solanaceae.
AUGAGGUUACAAUACUCAGACAAUCUGCUACUACAAGAGAAGACUAUCCUACAGAACUUGGAGACAUGGCCACUUAUUGAGGAAAGUAUCCUCAAACAGAAGGCUAGAGUGAAAUGGAUCAAUCUAGGAGAUGCCAAUACUAAGUACUUCUCUACUGUCAUGAAAGAGAGAAGUCAAAGAAAGCAGAUACUAGAGAUCUAUACUGACGAUGGAAUGAAAUUGGCUACUCCUACUAAUAUUAAGGAGGAGAUAGUUAAAUUUUAUAAGAGCUUGAUAGGAACUGAUGUUGCAUCUUUUCCUUCUAUCAACAAGGAAACUAUGAAAAAUGGACCUAAGCUUACUCAUGAACAACAGUUGAGCUUAUGUGUGGAAGUAACAGAGGAAGAGAUAUAUGCAGCACUGUGUGCAAUACAUGAAGAUAAAGCCCCUGGAGUGGAUGGAUAUAAUUCUUGUUUCUUCAAAAGAGCAUGGCCAAUAAUCCAAAGUGAUGUAGUGAGAGCAAUUUAG